CCGGAAAUAUUUAACUACUUAGCCCUCGGCGGAAGCCAACGGGGAGAGAGAUUGCAGAGGAGUGGAUGACAAUCACGUGGUCUCUCGUGUCCGACAAAAUCCAAUAGGUCCCCAAUCGACCCCUCCUGCUCCUCUACCUCUGAACCGAGCUGUUGCUGUUCCUGGAGAAGAAGCUCGCCCAUGGCGGAUGGCGGCACUGCAUCUACCGACCGUUCAACGCACAUCCACGACCUCCCCGACGCCGUCCUUUCUCACACCUUCUCCCUCGUUCGGGACGUCCGCACGCGCAACUCCAUCUCCCUCACCUGCAGCAAGUGGCGCUCACUCGAACGUCUUACACGCACAUCCCUGUCUCUUCGAGGCAACAUCCGUGAUCUCUUCCUCCUCCCCAACUGCUUCCCUUCCAUCUCUCAUCUCGACCUCUCCCUCCUCUCUCCAUGGGGUCAUCAUCCCGCUGACUUCCAUCUUCUCACCUACCGACUCCUUCAAGCUUUCCCCUCAGUCGUUUCGCUCACCGUCUACGCUCGCUCCGCGGCCAUGGCUCUCAAUUGGCCGAAUCUCCGGCACGUUUCACUUGUGCGGUGGCAUCCGCGGCCUAAUCAGCAGCCGGGCGACGAUCUCAGUCCUCUUCUUUCUUCGUGCCCUAAUCUUACAUCUUUAGAUCUAUCACGGUUCUAUUGCUGGCCGGAAGAUGUCCCCGCCGCGUUGUCUUCUCACCCUUUGGCUGCUGAGUCGUUGACCCAUCUCGAUCUCCUCUGCUCUGCAGCGUCCGAGGGUUACCGAUCAUCUGAGCUGGUUGCGAUUGCGGUUCUUUGCACUAAUCUCCGCCGGUUGCUUGUUCCCUGUGUUUUCAAUCCUAGGUUUUUCGAUUUCGUCGGUGACGAAGGGAUUCUUGCAGUGGCCGCUGCUUGCCCGAAGCUAUCCUUGCUUCAUCUUGCUGAUCCUUUCACCCUUUCACCCUCCCGCGAUUUUUCUGAUUCCACCACCACCCCACGCGGCGAGUCACGUAUCACCCGCGCCGGGCUCAUCGGGCUGUUUUCAGCACUACCGCUUCUUGAAGAUCUAACCCUUGAUCUUUGCCAUGAUGUGGUAGAUUCCGGGUCGGCAUUGGAAAUUCUGAGCCACCGAUGCCCUCGCAUCCGAUCCUUGAAGCUUGGGCGAUUCCAGGGAGUAUGUAUAGCAGCUGGGCUUCAUCUCGACGGCGUAGCAGUCUGUGGGGGGUUGCGGAAUUUAUGCAUCAAGAACUCAGAUGAUCUUUCUGAUUCUAGCCUCGCCACCAUUGCUCGGGGCUGCCGUCAGCUCUCCAGAUUUGAAAUCCAUGGCUGCGCCAUGGUUUCCGAAACAGGGAUCAAGAAAUUAGCCGCAACGCUUCGCUCCACACUCAAAGACGUGAUGAUCUCCAACUGCAAGAACCUUGAUUCAGCUUCAUCGCUUCGUGCCCUGGGGCCAAUUCGAGACCGCAUCGAGCGGCUUCACAUCGACUGUGUCUGGGAGAAACCGGGGACUUUGCAGCCAGAGGUCGCAACAGAUGAUCCUGAUUGUGAUGACGACGAAUUCCAGCUCGAUGGCGAAGGCUUGUCGAGCAAAAAAUGCAGGUAUUCUGACCAGAACGACAACUGCAGCAAUGGUGACGGUGAAUUCUGGUGCAAGACAUUCAAUCGCCUUCGAUCUCUUUCGCUGUGGCUACCUGCAGGAGAGGUGCUGAGCCCAUUACCAGAAUCGGGGCUGGAGAACUGCCCUGAAUUGGAGGAGAUAAGCAUCAAGGUGGAGGGUGAUUGCAGAACUUGCACACGCCCUACCCAGCCUGUUUUUGGACUGAGCUCACUGACUUUAUACCCUCAGCUAUCAAAGAUGAAGCUUGAUUGUGGGGAAGCCAUUGGCUACGUUUUGACGGCUCCCACAGGACAUAUGGAUCUCAGCUUGUGGGAGAGAUUCUAUCUCCAUGGAAUUGGUGAUCUGAACCUGUGUGAGCUGGACUACUGGCCACCUCAAGACAAGGAGGUGAAUCGGAGAAGCUUAUCACUUCCAGCAACUGGAUUGAUACGAGGAUGUUUAUCAUUGAGGAAGCUCUUCAUCCAUGGGACUGCGAAUGAACAUUUCAUGAGUUUUUUUUUGGAGAUGCCGAAUCUGAGGGAUGUACAGCUUAGGGAGGAUUAUUACCCGGCGCCGGAUAAUGACAUGAGCACAGAGAUGAGAGUGGAUUCGUGCAGUAGGUUUGAGGAUGCGUUGAACAGGAGGAUUAUACCUGAUUAGAGGAAUUGCAGAGUUCUGGGGAUUGAGAAGGUGUAGAUUAUUUUGAAUUUAAUGAAAGCAAAACCUGCCUUUUUUUCCCUUUUUUUUUACUUCGAAGCAGUAGUAGAGCCAAGUUUACCAGGCCUUUUUUCAUAGUGGGACUAAUGAUUUAUUCUAGCAUUUGCUAGUUAAAAAAAA
This is a messenger RNA of Phalaenopsis equestris, 2430 nucleotides long. Its product is annotated as F-box/LRR-repeat MAX2 homolog A. The coding region runs from base 181 to 2253 and encodes 690 amino acids. The transcript has a single exon. The record is from RefSeq and is a predicted model, not a curated record. Gene Ontology annotation, cellular component: SCF ubiquitin ligase complex. Gene Ontology annotation, biological process: SCF-dependent proteasomal ubiquitin-dependent protein catabolic process. Gene Ontology annotation, molecular function: protein binding. NCBI's taxonomy places the organism in Eukaryota, Viridiplantae, Streptophyta, Magnoliopsida, Asparagales, Orchidaceae.